This is a messenger RNA of Yamadazyma tenuis ATCC 10573, 2805 nucleotides long. The record is from RefSeq and is a predicted model, not a curated record. Lineage: Eukaryota; Fungi; Ascomycota; Pichiomycetes; Serinales; Debaryomycetaceae.
AUGGAUGUAUCGAGACUCGAGAUCUCCACCGACACAAGGAAGAAACGGAUCAUCAAUGACCAGUACCGUAUCCUACGAAAAAUUGGGCAGGGCCAAUCGGGUAAGGUGCUUCUAGCAGAAAGAGUGAUCCAGCUGGGAGAUGAAGACAAGCUCGUGGCAAUCAAAACCAUCAACCGAAUUGACAAAACCAAGCUCAUUACCAAGACUUACUUGAGCCACAUGACCAAGAUUAAGCGAGAAAUCCAGAUCAUGAAGGAGUGUAAUCAUCCCAACGUCGUGAAGUUGUACCUGGUAAUUGACGACCUCAAGUAUGAUAAGAUACUCUUGGUGCUAGAAUACUGUUCCGACGGAGAAAUCGACUGGAAACGCUACAACCACUACACAGAGAAGCUCAAGAAUGGGCGGGGACUCACCAUCAACAAGAUCUUACGGGAUGUUGUCAAUGGACUUGAGUAUUUGCAUGAAUAUAAGGGUAUUAUCCACCGAGACCUAAAGCCUUCGAAUCUUUUGAUCCAGGGCAACAGCAUGAAAAUCACCGACUUUGGGGUGUCUCUUAUUCUCGAGAACAAUGCCAAUGAUGCCAAAGAGUUGGGGAAGACCAUGGGGACCCCGGCCUUUUUUUGCACCAGAGCUUUGCCAGUUUAUAUCUGGUCGUUGGGAGUCAUCUUGUACUGUUUGAUAUUCAACGAUCUCCCAUUCAACGGUAAAAACGAGUUUGGGCUCUUCAAGAACAUCGUCACUAAGGACCUCAAGUUCCCCCAAACUCGCUUCAGCUCCAAGUUCACCGAGUCAGACCGCAAGGAGUUCAAUCUACUCUGUGAUCUCAUCUCGAAGAUCCUAGUCAAAGACCCCAAUCACAGAUAUACCAUUCAAAAUAUCAAGGACCACAGUUUUACCACAUUUGACUUGACGAUGUCCGAGUCUCUACGGUUCAAAAGGUUUAACGACGGGGUGAUCCACAAUCAGUUAGGCUUGACCAACAAGAUCAAAAAGUUCUUUGGCGGAAAGCCUAUGGAAAGUGUUAACCCAAUCAAGAUUGAGCAUUACGACGGUGACUAUAACCACUUGGAACCUGUGGACGAUUUGCUUGACAGCUACUUUGAUAGCUCAUCGAUGGGAUCCAUGGAAAGUGACGAUGAUGGAGCAGAAGAUAUACAACCCAUUGCUGUUGUUACUGGCUCCCAUGAGUCGAUUGAAGACAAAAAAGUCGAGUUUUUGUCGAAUGAAGAUAGAAAAGAUUACCCCCUCGGUCCAGACCGAUUAUUUGCAUCCAACCGCUUGAGUGAGCGAGUACAGGCACCACCGUCACUCAACUUCACGGCUCCUCGGCGCAAUACCCUCAGUUCUCCCGUCAAAAUCGGCACCUCAACUCCAUUGGCACCAGUUUCCACGCCAUUGUCCGCCAGCCCGUCGCUCUCGAGCUCUUCCAGCAUGAUAAGCCCACGACCAGUGACGCUUGGGCCACUGUCACCAUCAACGUCGGUGUUCUACAGCCCUACGCGAUCGUUCUUCGAUAAAAUUCACGGCAUGAAUCACACCAUUAGCUCGCUUUCCUCACCUCCGGACACAAGGGGAUUUAAAAGUAAAGAUGUCAACGACAAACUUGAUUUGGAGCCACCCAACAUCUUCGGCAGCCGGCACUCGUCAGUAGGGUCGGUCGGCUCGUCGCACCGGAAAAACAGUUUUGGCAGCCCAUUGAUGAGAAUCACCAGUUCGAGCUCUUCGUUGAACCUCAACGCGUAUUUGACAGAUGACAAUUUUUCAAUCAACCUCCGCAGUCAGGAUGAAAGUGACACGGACAGUGUGGUGAGCGAUGCCGUGGGAGGUUCUGACGAUGAGGUAGAUGAUGAGGCGGAUUCUACUUUUGUGUACGGAGAAGUUGACACAAACAUAAAUACAAACACUAACACCUCCAAAUUUAAGUUCCAGGACAUGGGCGAAUACCUCGACCGUUUAGAUUGAUUUUUACAGGCUGUCCUUAGACGUCGGCUCGUGCCUGCAUGAGCGACAUGCAUUGGCCAUUGCCGAACCUUUUAGGGUCGUUGACGAUGCUUUGACUAUAGAUGCACCCUGCAGCCUCAGUUUUGAACAGACGGCGGAGUAAUUGGCAGUGGAUGCACCACGGAGAAUUGGGUGCAACAUGACUAAAAUGGCAUGCAUGUGGGUGAUGGCUUGCGUACGCCGUGGGUCGAUUACCAAAGAUGCGGAGCACAAUGGCGGUGAAAUUCCACCUGAAACGGACAUCCACCUCAUCACCAACUGAAAGAAUAAUUUCAAGUUCGGUUGCAUGAAACAAUGCGAGAUCGAAAAUUUGGGUUGCCUAAUGCAGGCAUUGAUAAAUAAAUAAUCGGAAUUUACUACACGCACAAAGCAGCGAUGAGAAUCAAACAAAGAGGAGGAGGUGGCAUCAACUUAUUGAUAUACGUAUGAUGCAUACCAUGGUGUUUAUGUAUACGUAAUAUCGGGGUAUAUCCUCGUGCUAGUGUUUGUGUUUAUGUAUACCUCAUUGUUCAUUUAGACUCUAUCCUGUCACGGACCUCACCUCUACCACUACCGCCGCCACCACCACCACCACGCCGUGCUCCGCGCACCGCGCGCGUACUAGCUCAGGCCUGUAUAAACCUUAUUGUUCCUCUGGCACAAAUACUCACUUAUUUAAAUAACAAGACUGCCCCUGAUUAUCGCAACUCUGCACAAACCUCCGUUUUUUCAAACUACGUAUAUACUUUGUAUACCCAACCCACACCAUCCUUCCCACCACGUACAUCCCGUUCCCUCGGCUCUCGUUCUUCCUGUCCUGUUAUC